ACACCAACCACCUUCCCCAUCAUCAGCAAUCUCUCUCUCUCACUCUCUCACGGUCGAUUGAUUAGUCCAAAGCUGGACGGAGACCUUGAGGAAUCCAUCCCGAACUGAACGGCAUUAUUCUUUCUCGCCACUGUUACUGUUCUCUCUCUCUCUCUCCACCUUCCAACAGAAUUCACAGGAAGGUGGUUGGGGUUGGGCGGACCAGCAAAGGCACAUGGGCCGCUCCUUCAGUAGUACAGCGGCGCCUGUUCGGCCUGCUGCGCUCGCGGCGCCGCCCCUCCUCCUCUUCCUCUUGCUCGGGCUCCUGGGAGCUGCGGCUGCCAAUGUCGGGGACUCCUGCUCCACGAGCGCGGACUGCGGCGCCGGCCAGUGGUGCUUCGACUGCGAGCCCCAGCUCUCCGGCUCCCACUGCGUCCGCUCCGCCGCCACCAACCCCUUCCAGCUCAUUAACAACUCGUUGCCGUUCAACAAGUACGCCUACCUCACGACGCACAACGCGUACGCCAUCGUCGGGGAGCCCUCGCACACCGGGAUCCCGCGCGUCACCUUCGACAACCAGGAGGACACGGUCACCGACCAGCUGAAUAACGGAGUCCGGGCGCUGAUGCUCGACACGUACGACUUCAAGGGAGACGUGUGGCUGUGCCAUUCGAGCGGAGGGAAAUGCAACGACUUCACCGCGUUCGAACCUGCACUGGACACUUUCAAGGAGAUCGAGGCGUUCCUUGCAGCAAACCCGUCCGAAAUCGUCACGCUGAUCCUAGAGGACUACGUCCACGCGCCGAACGGGCUGACGAACGUGUUCAACGCGUCUGGCCUGCUCAAGUACUGGUUCCCGGUGUCGAGGAUGCCGCCGAGCGGCCAGGACUGGCCUCUCGUCAGCGACAUGGUCGCGACCAACCAGCGCCUCCUGGUGUUCACCUCCGUCAGCUCCAAACAGAGCGCGGAAGGCAUCGCUUACCAGUGGAACUUCAUGGUCGAGAACAACUACGGUGAUGACGGGAUGGAUGCCGGGAAAUGCUCGAACCGUGCCGAGUCUGCUCCUCUCAACGACAACACCAAGUCGCUGGUCCUCAUGAACUACUUCCCGUCGCUCCCUGUCAAGUUUACAGCGUGCCUGCAGCACUCCCAGAGCCUUGUUGACAUGGUGAGUACGUGCUACGGCGCCGCGGGGAACCGAUGGGCUAAUUUUGUCGCGGUUGAUUACUACAAGAGAAGCGACGGAGGCGGGGCCUUCCAGGCCACGGACUUGCUCAAUGGUAGACUGUUAUGCGGGUGCCAGGACAUCAGGGCAUGCUCGCAAGGUUCCGGUGUAGUAUGUUCUGCAUAAGUCCAUAACAAAUAGAGAUCAAUUUGAUUGGAGUGGCGAAAGAAGACAGAGAGCACAGAGGGAUUGAAAGCUGUGAGCUCCUUAAGCCGGCGUCUACGUCUUUGUAUAGGACAGGGAUCACCGUUGCCUUGGUUUGCAAGCUUAAAGAUAAAGAAGUCUAGAUUUAGUUGUUAUAUUUUUUUUAUCUUUGUCUAAACCAAAUCAGUAUAUCUCUUAUAUUUAGAAAGUACAUCUAAUGUUAUGUAUACAGAGAGAAUUUUGCAAGCUUAAAGAUAAAGAAGUCUAGAUUUAGUUGUUAUAUUUUUUUUUAUCUUUGUCUAAACCAAAUCAGUAUAUCUCUUAUAUUUAGAAAGUACAUCUAAUGUUAUGUAUACAGAGAGAAUUUUGCAAGCUUAAAGAUAAAGAAGUCUAGAUUUAGUUGUUAUAUUUUUUUUUA
This is a messenger RNA of Zea mays, 1766 nucleotides long. RefSeq names its product PI-PLC X domain-containing protein At5g67130. Bases 215 to 1330 code for a protein of 371 amino acids. The transcript is spliced from 8 exons. Gene Ontology annotation, biological process: lipid metabolic process. The record is from RefSeq and is a predicted model, not a curated record. Lineage: Eukaryota; Viridiplantae; Streptophyta; Magnoliopsida; Poales; Poaceae. Gene Ontology annotation, molecular function: phosphoric diester hydrolase activity.